AUGACAGCGGAUAUAGAACGCCACGGACUGGGCCGCAUGGAGGAGGAGGGACGGGCGGGGCUGCGGGCAUUAUCAAGGGACAGCUGGAUGCAGAGGGUACGGCAUGGACAUUCAUCAUCUGAGACCCCCGCCAAACACCGACCUGUAAUGGCCGAGGCUGAGGCGGAGGUUUUCCUGUCCGCCCCAUCAGGAGCCCCUAAGCUCAUGAAACACCACCCUUUCCCACCCAUUUCCUACCUGGUGUCCCACCAUGUCACCUCACGACUCCGAGACCUGGUGUCCCACCAUGCCACCUCACGACUCCGAGACCUGGUGUCCCACCAUGCCACCUCACGACUCCGAGACCUGGUGUCCCACCAUGCCACCUCACGUCUCCGAGACCUGGUGUCCCACCAUGCCACCUCACGUCUCCGAGACCUGGUGUCCCACCAUGUCACCUCACGUCUCCGAGACCUGGUGUCCCACCAUGUCACCUCACGUCUCCGAGACCUGGUGUCCCACCAUGUCACCUCACGUCUCCGAGACCUGGUGUCCCACCAUGUCACCUCACGUCUCCGAGACCUGGUGUCCCACCAUGUCACCUCACGUCUCCGAGAACUGGUGUCCCACCAUGCCACCUCACGUCUCCGAGACCUGGUGUCCCACCAUGUCACCUCACGACUCCGAGACCUGGUGUCCCACCAUGUCACCUCACGUCUCCGAGACCUGGUGUCCCACCAUGUCACCUCACGACUCCGAGACCUGGUGUCCCACCAUGUCACCUCACGACUCCGAGACCUGGUGUCCCACCAUGUCACCUCACGUCUCCGAGACCUGGUGUCCCACCAUGUCACCUCACGACUCCGAGACCUGGUGUCCCACCAUGCCACCUCACGUCUCCGAGACCUGGUGUCCCACCAUGCCACCUCACGUCUCCGAGACCUGGUGUCCCACCAUGCCACCUCACGUCUCCGAGACCUGGUGUCCCACCAUGUCACUUCACGUCUCCGAGACCUGGACUGCCAUCAGGACUACCAUCAGGACUACCAUCAGGACUACCAUCUGGAUUACCAUCAGGACUACCAUCAGGACUACCACCAAGACUACCACCAGGACUACCAUCAGGACUAUCAUCAGGACUACCACCAGGACUACCAUCAGGACUGCCACCAGGACUACCAUCAGGACUAUCAUCAGGACUACCAUCAGGACUACCAUCUGGAUUACCAUCAGGACUACCAUCAGGACUAUCAUCAGGACUAUCAUCAGGACUACCAUCAGGACUACCAUCUGGAUUACCAUCAGGAUUACCAUCUGGAUUACCAUCUGGAUUACCAUUAG
Lampris incognitus (smalleye Pacific opah) is the source of this 1320-nucleotide messenger RNA. RefSeq names its product histidine-rich glycoprotein-like. The coding region runs from base 1 to 1320 and encodes 439 amino acids. NCBI's taxonomy places the organism in Eukaryota, Metazoa, Chordata, Actinopteri, Lampriformes, Lampridae. The record is from RefSeq and is a predicted model, not a curated record. The transcript has 4 exons.